This is a messenger RNA of Penicillium canariense, 2346 nucleotides long. RefSeq names its product ubiquitin-specific protease UBP14. Gene Ontology annotation, molecular function: cysteine-type deubiquitinase activity; protein binding; zinc ion binding. Gene Ontology annotation, biological process: protein deubiquitination. The record is from RefSeq and is a predicted model, not a curated record. The coding region runs from base 1 to 2346 and encodes 781 amino acids. The transcript is spliced from 6 exons. NCBI's taxonomy places the organism in Eukaryota, Fungi, Ascomycota, Eurotiomycetes, Eurotiales, Aspergillaceae.
AUGGCCUGUGUCCAUUCGGGAGCUUCAGAUCUCAGCCCGCCAGGGCCUUCCCAGGCUGUCUAUCGAGAGGAUUGCACCCAGUGCUUUGAUUCAAUCGACAAUGAAGCUGGUCUGAAUGUGUGCCUCCAUUGCUUCAAUGGGGGCUGCGCUGGCGAUAGGGACCAUGCCUUACUUCAUUUCAAGCGCUAUGGACACUCGCUAGCUUUGAACAUUCGACGAACUCCAAAGCAAGUUCAGCUGCAGCGCGAUGAGCCUCCACCCAAAAUUUCGAAACUUGCAAUUGCUGCCGAGACGGAAGACGAUCGUUAUAAUAUUGUGACAUCGGUAGUAUGCUAUUCAUGCCCUCGGGAAGGUGUGGACAAAACAACUGGGAACCUACCCACGGUCAUUGAGGGCAUCAUGACUGCAAUGACUUUCUCUAAGCGGGAAGAAAUCAAGGCCUGGGAGCAGGAGUUUGUACCUUGUGAACAUACUCUGUGUUUGACGCAACAGGAUGUUGCAGAUGCCACAUCCAAAGACUCUAGCCAGUGCUCAGCAUGUGACUUGAAUGAAAACCUCUGGCUUUGUCUGGAAUGUGGUAAUACUGCAUGUGGGCGGAGCCAGUUUGGGGGAACCCGGGGAAAUUCGCACGCUCUCGCCCAUGCUGAUGCCACAUCACACGCCGUUGCUGUCAAAUUGGGUUCGAUUACAGCAGAGGGCUCUGCCGAUGUCUACUGUUAUAAAUGCAACGAGGAACGGACAGACCCAGAGCUUGCCAAUCAUCUUGCUCAUUGGGGUAUCUACUUGGCUGGACGCGAAAAGACGGAGAAAAGCUUGAUGGAGAUGCAGGUCGAACAUAACCUUACAUGGGACUUCUCCAUGACCACGGAGGAUGGCCGUGAGCUCGUACCAGUCUUCGGUCCCGGGUUUACCGGCUUGGCCAACCUGGGAAACAGCUGCUAUCUUUCUAGUGUUAUGCAGUGCAUUUUCUCUACCGAAGGCUUCCAGAGCCGAUACUACCACCCCUCCGAAGAACCACCAUUGUGUCAAGCCCCAGCGCAGGAUCUAGAAACCCAGUUGAGGAAACUUGCAGAUGGCCUCCUCUCUGGUCGGUACUCUCAACCAGACCCCCGCGCUAUUGCAUCCGCCGCUACAUCAGAGGCCCCUCUUCCCCCUCACCAGAAAGGAUUGGCACCAUCUAUGUUCAAAUAUCUUAUCGGCCAGGGCCAUGAAGAGUUUUCUACGAUGAGACAACAGGAUGCCUUUGAAUUUCUGUUGCAUCUGUUUAAGUCCGUCAGUCUUUCAAAACACGUCGGCAACCAGGUCAACCCCGUUCAACACUUUCGAUUCGAAAUUGAACAACGCCUUCAGUGUCUCAACUGUAGGAAGGUUCGUUACAAAGUGGAUGAACAAGACAACAUUUCCGUUGCAGUGCCUGCGCGCCGCGUUCCGGGUGAGGCAGAUCAGUUUGAAUCGGUGACCUUGUCCGAAUGCCUGGACAUAUUUACAGCAGAUGAGAUCGUUGAACUCACUUGCCCUGGAUGUGAGAGCCAAGAUGGGUUUUCUAAACGGUCUGCUUUCAAGACCCUACCCCAGGAGCUUACUAUCAAUGCUCGUCGCUUCGAACUUGUCAAGUGGGUACCUACAAAGUUGGAUAUCCCGGUAGUCGUUGGCGACCAACCACUUGACUUUGGGCCAUAUCUGGCCGGAGAGCAUGAUCCAAACGAAGAGCUACUUCCAGAGCGCACGGAAACGACAUCAUUUAUUCCCAAUCGCGAAGUUCUUGAUCAGCUCCUGAGUAUGGGUUUCCCCGCACCCAGAUGUGAGAAGGCCCUCCAUGCAACUGGCAAUUCUGACCCGGAGGCCGCGAUGAAUUGGCUUUUCGCUCAUAUGGAGGAUCCGGAUAUUGACAAACCCAUCGUGUUGGAUCAUUCUGCAGGCCGCCCAGAGGAUAUGCAACAAGAUGAGUCAAAGAUUGCCCAGCUAGGCGAGAUGGGAAUCGAGGUCCCUCGUGCUCGACGGGCUCUUGCAGCGACGGAUGGCGAUGUCAACCGGGCAUUAGAUUGGGUUUUCAGUCAUCCAGACGAUGAUGAAAUGGAGGAGAGUCAUGCUGAGAAUGAUGAUGUUCAAGCUCGUCAAGGCCCAAUUGGCUACGAUACCUUGCCAGCCCAGUACCGACUCCGGUCAAUUGUCUGUCAUAAAGGCACAUCCGUCCAUGCAGGUCAUUAUGUGGCUUUCAUCCGCAAGACCCUGAAGGGCGAAACCUCUCCAUCGUGGGUACUGUUUAAUGACGAGAAGGUUGUGAAGUGCGAGAAAAUUGAGGACAUGAAGAAGACUGCCUAUAUGUAUUUUUUCACUCGUGCUUAG